Haliotis rubra (blacklip abalone) is the source of this 595-nucleotide messenger RNA. Its product is annotated as chondroitin proteoglycan-2-like. The transcript has a single exon. The record is from RefSeq and is a predicted model, not a curated record. Gene Ontology annotation, molecular function: chitin binding. Bases 11 to 595 code for a protein of 194 amino acids. NCBI's taxonomy places the organism in Eukaryota, Metazoa, Mollusca, Gastropoda, Lepetellida, Haliotidae. Gene Ontology annotation, cellular component: extracellular region.
UCUGGGUCAGAUGUACAUCAUCCAAUGCCCUUCGGGGAUGUCGUAUAACUCGGCUACCACGUCUUGCCGGUCAGCUGUCGUCCCCCAAGUCACACCUUCCAUUCCCACCACCUCGGCCAGGUACUGCACCAAAUCCAACUAUGCAGCCGGGCUUAUCUAUUUCGCCAUCCCAAACAUGCCCACCAAGUUCAUUGAAUGUGGCCCGAACGGGGGCGCCACAGUUCUCUCAUGUCCCUCGAUGCUGAUAUGGAACCAAGCUCGUCGUGCAUGCGAAUACGCCACCAAUGGAGGCGUUGUUGUGACGCUACCUCCAACCGUUGGUCCAGUAACAUCAGGAACUGGAAUUGGAACCGGAACCGGAAUUGGAACCGGAACCGGAACUGGAACCGGAACAGGAACUGGAACUGGAACUGGAGCGAACCCUUGCAUGUCCAGCCAGGCUGCAGCUGGGAAGCUGUACUUUCCUCAUCCCGAUGCCCAUAAAUUCAUCCAGUGUGAUAACAAUGGCAACGCCUUCAUUGGUUCCUGUCCAGGCGGACUUAUAUGGAAUACGGUUCUUGAAACCUGCAACUCACCGUUUGCCUCGAUUGGUUGA